This is a messenger RNA of Theileria parva strain Muguga, 1506 nucleotides long. RefSeq names its product GINS complex family protein. NCBI's taxonomy places the organism in Eukaryota, Apicomplexa, Aconoidasida, Piroplasmida, Theileriidae. The transcript is spliced from 11 exons. The record is from RefSeq and is a predicted model, not a curated record. Gene Ontology annotation, cellular component: GINS complex; nucleus. Gene Ontology annotation, biological process: DNA replication; double-strand break repair via break-induced replication. The coding region runs from base 1 to 1506 and encodes 501 amino acids.
AUGUCAUCGAAUGAUAAAAAUUUGUCUACAAGCUUUAAUUUCUUCAAAAAAAGAAAAAAACACAAAUCCAACAAAUCCAACAAAUCCAAAGAGCAUUUAUCGCCGAUAUCGAAUUUAUCGUUUUCUGAGUCGUAUUUGAACGGUUCUCAGAAUUCGAGAUUAACGCCUCUGAAGUAUACUUUGGGUAAAUCGGGAAAGAGAGGGAGUUUUAGAGGCUUACUGAGUGACUUUGGAACUCCAGCGUCACAGGCCUCAGUCACACAAAACUCAACAGAAAAUGAUGAAAAUGAUACCAUACCACAUAGACCUUUCAUUAAUCUCGAACUCUGCAAACCUUACAAUUAUAUCUUCUGGAUGAUACUUGGGAAUAAUAACAUCAUUUCAAUGUUCAACUUAGAACAACAAUUCAUACAACAAUUCAAAGACAUUGGUAAAAAAUGUGAGUUUGGAUAUGGUAUAGAAAAGUCGAUAAACCGUGUAAUAUAUAAUUCUAUGAAGGAGAUUUACGAGUCUUACCGUUACCUUAUGGACAACCAGUGUCAGAUAUCUAACUGGUCCACUGUUUACCUAAACUCCUACCUCUUUCUCAAACCCGUCAAUCUCACCAACUUUCAAUACCACUUUCAUACCCUUAAACCCUACCGAGAGAGUAUGGAAGAGGAGUAUAGAGAGAUAGAUGAAUUGGAGAGUGUGAUAGAUAAUGUGAACAUUGGCGGUGAAGUAAUCAGCGGUCCGGUUUUCAUACACGAGUCACUCCUCCAAUCCUUCAACAACAAUUUCGAACUCUUACCCUCUAAAAUAAGUAAUGUGUAUGAUUAUAAGAGGAAUGGUGUGGAGUAUGAUUAUUUGCACAAUUUGAUAAAUCGCAUGUUGUAUGAUCGCGCUUUAAAGCAGUUAAUUGUUGUUAAAUCCAAUGUCGAUAUCGAUUCCAUUAAUCUUAAUCUUAUCGAGGGAUUUACGUUGAGUAACUUGAAGAGUGGUGAGAAGUGUUGGUUACCGAUUUACUUGAGUGACAAACUAUCGCAUGACGGAUUUGUGACAGUAGAGUUACCGCAAAUCCUCAGAAAAGAAUAUUUAAGAAGUUUACGAACUUUGGAAGAGAAAUCUGAACCCCUACAACAACUCCCCAACGAUUACUUCUUCGAACUCACUCACAUCUUCACCAAAUCCAAAUUAUUUAAGAAGUUGUAUAUACCGAACAUGAGGAAGAACGAGGAUGUCUACGGUUACAUAUCAAAGAUUUCCGGAAUUGUCGAAGAUAUCAGAUACACCAGACUCAAAAAGAUCUACAACUUUUUGGAGAACUUGGAGAUGCAGGAGAAGAUUAUCAAGCUAGACAACUUCCAAUUCUCAGAAACACACAUCAUAAACCAGUAUUUGAGUGGGUAUUGUUCGUUUGAUGAUAGGACUAAGGAGACGUUGAGGAUGCCUUGGAAGCAAGUGAGUCAUCUGGUUUCAGAUUUAGAAAAUAAUCUCAUGGACUCACUUAACCAUAAUAUAAUCUAA